Messenger RNA from Trifolium pratense (red clover), 1222 nucleotides. Its product is annotated as F-box/kelch-repeat protein At3g23880-like. Bases 32 to 1222 code for a protein of 396 amino acids. The transcript has a single exon. NCBI's taxonomy places the organism in Eukaryota, Viridiplantae, Streptophyta, Magnoliopsida, Fabales, Fabaceae. Gene Ontology annotation, molecular function: protein binding. The record is from RefSeq and is a predicted model, not a curated record.
CCAUUGUCUUUUUGUGAUUUCUGAUACAUUCAUGAUGGUGCAAGAUAGCAACGACGCCGUUACUUCUCAGUUACUGACGGAGGAAACAACCACCGUCACACACAAACUCACUACUUCCAUUGAAACCCUAACUUCAGCCCCACAGUCAAUACCUACUCUUCCCUUUGAUCUCGUUGCUGAAAUUCUGUGCAGACUUCCCGUGAAUUUACUCUUACAACUUCGGUAUCUUUGUAAGUCUUUCAAUUCUCUGAUCUCUGAUUAUGAUUUCGCCAAAAAACAACUUCGAAUGUCAGCUGCUCGCCACCACCUCAUCGUAAGAUCUCAGAGCAACUUACGUGGACUAUGUCUUCUUGAUUCCCCACUCCCUUCUGUUUUUUCAACUUCUAGGGUUACACUUAAACAGACAGAACUCAAUUACCCUGUUAGUCUCAACAAUGGAUGCCGUUUGAAGGUGUGUUCUUGCGACGGCAUUCUGUGUAUCAACACCACCAGCCCUCAUGAACGUUCUGCUAUUUUGUGGAACCCUUCCUUUAGAAACUUCAAGAUAUUGCCUCCUUUGGAAUUUGAAUGGGAAUACGGUACUGCUCCACCAAUAUAUAGCUUUGGGUACGAUCAUUUCAUUGAUAGUUAUAAGAUCAUUGUUGUUUCCUCAGCAUACUGGAAAACAGAAAAAAUUGAAGUUGGUGUUCAUUCUUUGGGUACUAAUGAUUGGAGAAGGAUACAUGAAAUCCCAAUUUCCGGUAAGAUUUUGGAAUCAGGAAUAUUUGUGAGUGGCACUAUUAAUUGGUUGGUAUUUGAUAUCUCGAACUGGAGUAGUGGUUUGGCUACAAUUGUUUCUCUUGAUUUGGAGAAGGAGUCUUACCGAAUGCUUCCGCAACCUGAUUUGGAGUGGCAUACGUGGAAGAAUAGUUUGGGGAUGUUGAGGGAUUGCUUGUGCAUCUUUGAUGGUAGCGAUGAUAUGUUUUUUGAUGUUUGGAUUAUGAAAGAGUAUGGAAAUAGAGAAUCUUGGACUAAAUUGUACCGUGUUCCUCCUAUGAGAAAUCAUAUUACCAAGGUUUUAUAUAUGUCUGAGGAUGACCAAAUGUUGGUGGAUUAUAAUGAUUCGGGAGUUGCUGUUUACGAUUACAAAAACGGCACUUUUUUGAAUAUUCUCAAGAUUGAAAACCUGAACUGGUGGUUGAUGAACCCAAAAGUCUACGUUGAGAGUUUGAUAUCACCUUAA